This is a messenger RNA of Euleptes europaea (tarantolino), 726 nucleotides long. Its product is annotated as riboflavin-binding protein-like. The transcript has 5 exons. The record is from RefSeq and is a predicted model, not a curated record. Gene Ontology annotation, cellular component: external side of plasma membrane. The coding region runs from base 1 to 726 and encodes 241 amino acids. Gene Ontology annotation, molecular function: riboflavin transmembrane transporter activity; riboflavin binding; signaling receptor activity. Lineage: Eukaryota; Metazoa; Chordata; Lepidosauria; Squamata; Sphaerodactylidae.
AUGUUGAAGUUUUCUGUGAUCCUACUCUUCAUUGUCUUAGCAGUGUCUGCCAAAAAAAGCCCGCGAUGUCUAAAAGGGGCUACUCAUAAGCCCAGAGCUACCCCAGAGCCUGACAUGCAGGAAUGCACCAUAUAUGGCAAAUCCUCUUGUUGCCAUGCAAACUUUACAGAGGAAUUGGCUCAAUCACCGGUAAUUAAAGUACAUAACACCUACUGGAACAGAUGUGGAAAUCUCAGCAAAUCCUGCGAGAGUUAUAUGAAGAAGAUGGAGUGCUUCUACAGGUGUUCACCACUUGCUGCUCACUGGGCACACCGCAAUUACUCAGCUGCUAUUGAAUCCGUUCCCAUCUGCCAACAGUUCUGUGAUGGCUGGUAUGAAGCUUGUAAAAAUGAUUUAACUUGUGUCAGCAACUGGCUGACAGACUGGGAAACUGAUGAAAAAGGAGAAAAUAAUUGUAAGAAUGAGUGCAUCCCCUACAGCCAGAUGUAUUCCAAUGGGACUGACAUGUGUGAGAGCAUGUGGGGGAAUUCACUGAAGGUAAGCGAGUCCUCUUGCCGCUGCUUGAACCUGAAUGAAAACGAUGCCAGCUUCUUCAAGUACAUGCUACGUACUACGUCCAGUAGUAUUAGCAGCAGUGACAGCAGUAGCGAUGAGUGGGCCUGUCGCAGAAAGAUGAUCGAACUGGAGCAGCUGAAGGAGGCAGAAGAAGGCCUAGAGAAAGAGUGA